This is a messenger RNA of Acanthosepion pharaonis, 1074 nucleotides long. NCBI's taxonomy places the organism in Eukaryota, Metazoa, Mollusca, Cephalopoda, Sepiida, Sepiidae. The record is from the annotation of a GenBank genome assembly.
AUGCUUGAUUUUUCCCUCCCUUCUUCCAAUGCGUUUCACCUCAUCCACCUUCCUUCUCUCGGCCAGUCUUUGUCAUUCCUGUGCAAAUACUUGUCACUGGGGACUUGUUUUUUCUUUUCUUUUUGGUUUAUCUCUCUUAGUGUCUUUAUAUACCUUGAUUUUCUUGUUUCUUUUCUCUGUCUUUAUCUCUCUCUCGCACCUUCUUCCCAUUUUUUCUCAUCUUUCUCUUUUUACCCAAUCUAUUUUGUUGGUUCACUUUCCUUUCCUGUUUCUAAUUUUUUCCUUUUCUCAUCGGGUGGACGUAAAUCCAGAGAUAACACACCACAGGGUAAGAAGAAUGUGCUUGGGCAAAAUCCGUCUGUCCGUAAAGGGAAGGAGUCUCCAACUAUUGAAGCUGCAUCACAUCAAAGAUAUGAAGUAAUCGCUAUCUUUCGCAUCCUUUUUAUUUCUCUCAUUCUUUCUCAAGCUUUUUUUCAACUCCUUUGUCACAGAUCUUCCAUCAUUCCUCCUCUCUUGCCUUCUAUCCCAUCUGUUCUAUAUCUAUCAAUUACUCUCUCUCUCUCUGAUUUACUCUUUUCCUUUAUUUUUCCCAUUAAACUUUUUCCGUUUUUCUUUCUUCUCUUUUUUCAGUUACAAUUUUUGUCUCUUACUUGCUUUCUCUCUUUCAAUGACUUUUUCUUUCUUUACCUAUUGAUUACUCUCUUGACCUUUAACCACUCUCUCCAUCCUUCAACCACUCACUCUAUUACAACCUUGCCUGCUCACUCACUCAUUCCCUCAGUCACACUUGUUCUCACUCUGUCACUCCCACUCGUCUGUUCCUUCUCUGUACCUCCCGAUUGCUCACUCCUUCUCUGUCCUUCCCGCUCACUCGUUCAUUCAUUCCUUUUCUGUAUCUCCCACUCGCUCGUUCAUUCGUUUCUUCUCUGUCCCUCCUGCUCUCUCACUUUUUCUUUUAACAAACCCUUUCAUUUGAUUCUUGGAGAACCAGCAUCGUUUGAUUCUAGUGUGCACCAUCCAUUUUACCCUCCUGCCCUUUUCGCACCCCUCCUCUCCUCAGUCCUUCCUCUUUAA